CCUUAACUUAGCCUCUAAAACAUAAAAAGAGGAAAAAACGGACAGAAAUCAAGGCAGGUAAGAAAUCCGUGAGAAGUGUCCUGAGAUUCAAUUCAGCUUCAUCGCCGAUUUCAUCGUGGCCGAAGUUGAUUGUGAAAAACUUGCCUUUUUUGGGUAUGGCCACUGAGGCGUUUGUGAAACCUGUGGUACCAAAUGGUCAUGACGGGUACGAGGAUGAUGACGAAGACGAAAUGCCUUUGGUUUUCAAGAGAAACACUAACACAUCAUCUACACCAAACCGUUCAAAGCCUAUGAAUGCUCAGAAAAACUCAGCUUUUGGCUCCACCAAGUCACCACCACCAUUGAGGUCUCCUUUAGCAAGCCCGAAUAGAUCAGCUUCGUCCGCCAGAAGCUCAAUGAUGAGACCGUCGUUACCUUCAUCUUCAUCUGUUCAGCGUUCGACUUUAAAGUCUCCAUUGCGGGAUGAUAGAUCAGUUGUUGCUAAGGAGAGGAACGGUUUGGGAAAAGCUCCAUCUGUGUCCAAAAGUGAUGAUGAAGAUUCAGAGGAUGAUAAGCCCUUGAGUGCCAGGCUUAAAGCGGAUUCUAAUCAGCUUUCCAAACGACCUAGCUCUUCUGGGCGUGGUAGUUCGCAGUUACCUGUACAGAAGAGCAGCAUGAGGCCUCAUGGAGUGAGUGAUAACACUAAAAAGAAAGAUUUGGAUGAGAAAGUUCCCAUGUCCUCAACGGUUCAGACAAAGACCAGUGUGGGUACAUCAAGUAGCAAGCCUGUUAAAAAUAAUGAGCAAAAGAGACCUUUGGUUAACAAUGUCACUCGGAAUGGUUUAAAACCUAAGAUUGAAGGGUAUAGUUCUCUAGCACCUGCUAAGAGACCUCUUGAGAAGGGAAGUUGUUCGAACCAAUCUUCUGUUAAGAGGCUUAAGGUGUCAGAGCCGGCUAGACCGGUGAAAAUUGAGCAAGGUUCACAGAAUGCAGCUACGCCAGAUAGCAAAGGAAAGAAUCUGGCGGUUAACCAAGUAACUGUUAAAGAAGAUGACUCAGAUUGUGAUGAUCAUGUUCCUAUUGCCUCGAGGAUGAAGCCAGAUUCCUCAAAUAAUAAAUCUUCAUCUGUGAAGCCAAAUGCUAGUAGAAUGAUAGCUUCUUCAUCCAGAACGAUAGCCAAGAAGCCCAACAAAUGGGUGAAUGAUUCUAAGUAUUCGAAGUCUUCAAAAUCAUUACCUUCUGGAGAUGGGCAAAAGAAAUGGAAAACACUAGAGCACAAUGGUGUUAUUUUUCCACCUCCAUAUAAUUGUCACGGGGUUAAGAUAUUGUAUCAGGGAAAGCCAGUUGAUUUAACUCCUGAACAAGAAGAGGUUGCCACUAUGUUUGCAGUGAUGAGAGAAACAGAAUAUUACAGCAAACCAAUGUUCAGAGAUAAUUUCUGGAAUGAUUGGCGGAAACUACUUGGAAGGAACCAUGUGAUUAAAAAUUUAGAUGAUUGUGAUUUCAGUCCCAUAUAUGAAUGGUAUAUGCAGGAGAAGGAGAGAAAAAAACAAAUGAAUGCAGAAGAGAAAAGGCUUUUGAAGGAGGAGAAAUUAAAGCUGGAAGAGAAAUACAUGUGGGCUGUUCUUGAUGGCGUCAGGGAGAGGGUUGGAAAUUUCAGGGUUGAACCCCCUGGGUUGUUUCGAGGCAGAGGAGAACAUCCUAAGAUGGGAAAACUGAAAAAGCGGAUUCGUCCUUGUGAUAUUACAAUCAAUAUCGGUAAAGAGGCGCCUGUUCCAGAAUGCCCUAUCCCUGGUGAAAGAUGGAAAGAAGUUAAGCAUGACAAUACUGUCACCUGGCUUGCUUUCUGGAAUGAUCCUAUCAAUCCAAAAGAGUUCAAGUAUGUAUUCUUGGCAGCUAGUAGUGCGUUAAAGGGACUAAGCGACAAGGAGAAGUAUGAGAAAGCGAGGAAGCUUAAGGACCAUAUAGGGCAUAUUAGAGCAGCAUACACCAAAGACUUUAGUAACAAGGAUGUAACAAAGCGACAAAUAGCGGUUGCUACAUAUCUUAUCGAUAAGCUAGCCCUGAGGGCUGGAAAUGAGAAGGACGAUGAUGAGGCAGAUACGGUUGGUUGUUGUACAUUGAAAGUUGGAAACGUGGAUUGCAUUCCUCCAAAUAAGUUAAAGUUUGACUUCCUUGGUAAAGACUCUAUUCAGUAUGUAAACACAGUUGAGGUUGAGCCCCCUGUUUAUAAGGCAAUUGGGCAGUUCCAAGCGGGAAAAUCGAAAACCGAUGAUCUCUUUGAUGAGCUAGAUACUUCAAAACUCAAUGCUCAUCUUAAGGAACUUAUGCCUGGUCUCACAGCCAAAGUCUUUCGUACAUAUAAUGCAUCCAUCACAUUGGAUCAAAUGUUGAGUAAAGAAACCAGAGAUGGAGAGGUUCCUGAAAAAGUGGUGGUGUAUCAGCAAGCAAACAAGGAGGUCGCCAUCAUUUGUAACCAUCAACGUACUGUCUCAAAAUCUCACGGAGCACAAGUCGAGAAGCUGGCUGUGAAAAUAGAAGAACUAAGGGAGCAAAUAAAAGAGCUGGAUAUCGAUCUCGACAGGGCUAUGAAAGGAAGAACGCCAUUAAUGGGCUCUGAUGGGAAGAGAAAGAGAAACUUGACACCGGAAGCGUUAAAGAAGAAGAUAAUGCAAACUAAUAGUAAGAUCGAGAAGAUGGAAAGAGAUAUGCAAACGAAGGAGGAUAUGAAAACCGUCGCAUUGGGCACGUCUAAGAUCAAUUACAUGGAUCCUAGGAUCAGUGUUGCAUGGUGCAAACGACACGAUGUUCCCAUUGAGAAGAUAUUUAACAAGUCUCUUCUGGCUAAGUUUGCUUGGGCAAUGGACGUUGAUCCUGAGUUCAGAUUCUGAUUAAGCGUUCUUUGUGGCCAAUUUUACCUAACCAUUCACUAUACAUAUACAGAGAUAUAGAGAGAGUCAGAGAGUUAAAAAAAAAAGAGUAGAAGAAAGAAACCAAGACCUGUAAAAGAGGUUUCUUCUCUCUUAAUAGUAAACCAACGACUAAUCUGUGGGAUGUUUUAUAGAAAUACAGUUACCAUUUUUUACUCAAUAAUAAGUCAGGUUUACAAUA
Molecule: messenger RNA, 3090 nt
Organism: Eutrema salsugineum
Lineage: Eukaryota; Viridiplantae; Streptophyta; Magnoliopsida; Brassicales; Brassicaceae
Product: DNA topoisomerase 1 beta
Exons: 16
Coding region: 156-2870 (904 amino acids)
Biological process (GO): DNA topological change; chromosome segregation; DNA replication
Cellular component (GO): chromosome; nucleolus
Molecular function (GO): DNA binding; DNA topoisomerase type I (single strand cut, ATP-independent) activity
Source: RefSeq, a predicted model, not a curated record